AUGGAAGUGGCAUUAGCUAGUGCUGCUUUAAGCGUUAGCUUAAAAUUGGCUGCAUCACCGGCCUUGAAGAAGCUCCUUGGUAAUGCUUCAACGUAUCUUGGAGUGGACACGGCGCGUGAGCUCCAUGAACUAGAGACCACUAUCUUGCCGCAGUUCGAGCUGAUGAUUGAAGCAGCAAACAAGGGAAACCACAGGCACAAGUUGGACAAAUGGCUUCAGGAACUCAAAGAAGGCUUAUACCUGGCUGAAGACUUGCUGGACGAGCAUGAGUAUAACCUCCUCAAGCGCAAAGCAAAGGGGAAGGAUUCCACGCCGGCCAAUGGCUCCUCCAUCAGCAACACUUUUAUGAAGCCUCUGCGUUCUGCAUCAAGCAGGCUAUCCAAUCUGAGCUCCGAGAACAGAAGGCUAAUUAAACAUCUGCAUGAACUGAAGACCACCCUGGCGAAAGCCAAGGACUUCCGUAAACUGCUUUGCCUACCAGCUGGUUAUAAUGCAGAGAACCCGCCCAUACGAUUAGCUGUUGUUCCUGAGACCACAUCAAUACCACCUUUGAAAGUAAUUGGUCGUGACAAGGAUCGUGAUCAUAUAAUAAAACAUCUUACCAAGACAGCUGCUAGUACUGAGUCUAGUACAGCUAUGUAUUCGGGUUUGGCCAUUGUUGGAGUUGGAGGCAUGGGAAAGUCCACCUUGGCCCAGCUUGUUUACAGUGACAAAAGGGUAAAAGAACAUUUUGAUGUGACAAUGUGGGUAAGCAUCUCACGCAAACUUGACGUCCGCCGUCAUACAAGAGAGAUCAUUGAGUCUGCCUCUCAGGGAGAAUGCCCUCGCCUUGAUAACCUUGAUACUCUGCAGCAUAAGUUGACAGACAUACUACAAAAAUCAGGGAAAUUCUUGCUUGUGUUGGAUGAUGUUUGGUUUGAGCCUGGUAGUGAGAGGGAAUGGGAGCAGCUGUUAGCUCCUCUAGUUUCCCAACAGACGGGAAGCAAAGUUUUGGUAACUUCUCGACGGGAUACAUUUCCAGCCGCUCUUUGCUGUGAAGCAGUGUAUCCCCUGAAAAAGAUGGAAGAUGCUCAGUUCUUGGAACUCUUCAAACACCAUGCAUUCUCUGGACCAAAGAUCGGAGAUCCGCAUUUGCGUGAAAGACUUGAAGAUUUUGCAGAGAAGAUUGCUAAAAGGCUUGGACAAUCUGCUUUGGCAGCAAAAGUUGUGGGUUCCCAAUUGAAAGGGAAAGCUGAUAUCACUUCAUGGAAGGAUGCUCUAACUAUAAAGAUUGACAAAUUAAGUGAGCCCAUAAGAGCUCUGUUGUGGAGUUAUGAGGAGUUAGAUCCAUGUCUGCAGAGAUGCUUCCUGUAUUGCAGUUUGUUUCCAAAAGGCCACAAGUAUUUAAUUGAUGAGUUGGUUCAUCUUUGGAUGGCAGAGGGCCUCAUUGAUUCGUGCAACCAAAACAAGAGAGUGGAAGAUAUUGGGAGGAACUACUUCAAGGAGAUGAUCUCUGUUUCGUUCUUUCAACAAUUUGGUAAGCAAAAGGAGCACACUCCCACAUACUAUGUUAUGCAUGAUCUCCUUCAUGAUCUUGCAGAAUCACUCUCCAAGGAGGAAUACUUCAGAUUGGAAGAAGAUAAGGUGGAAGAAAUACCAUCCACUGUUCGACAUAUAUCUGUUUGUGUUGGUAGUAUGAAGCAACACAAGCAAAAUAUCUGCAAGCUACUUCAUUUAUGCACUAUUAUCUGCAUAGAGCCCCUAAUGGAUGAUGUAAGUGACCUUUUUAAUCAGAUACUACAGAAUUUGUCAAAGUUGCGCGUACUAUAUUUGGCAUCUUACAGCAGUAGUAGAUUGCCCGUAUCUGUUGGUGAGUUGAAGCACCUUAGGUAUUUGAACAUCACCAGAACACAGAUUUCUGAAUUGCCAAGAUCACUGUGUACUCUUUACCACUUGCAGUUACUUCUGUUGAAUGACAAAGUUGAGAGGUUGCCUAGGAAGAUGUGCAAUUUAUGGAAAUUACGACAUUUUGAACGGCAUGAUUGUAGAAGAAUUCCAUCGUACACAUCACUGCCUCCAAUUCCCAACAUUGGCAAGCUAACUUCGCUUCAACAAUUUGAGAAGUUUUCUGUGCGGAAGAAGAAGGGAUAUGAGUUGCAACAACUGAGAAACAUGAACGAGAUCCAUGGCAGAUUAAGUGUCACAAAUCUUGAGAAUGUCACUAGGAAGGAUCAUGCAUUAGAAUCGAAGCUGUAUCAAAAAAGUCAUCUUCGCAGCUUGCAACUUGUCUGGAGUCGCAUGAAUAACCCGCACGUAGAGGAUAGUUUACAUUUGGAGAUUCUGGAAGGCCUUAUGCCACCGACUCAACUUGAGGAUCUUACAAUUGAUGGUUACAAAUCUUCAAAAUAUCCUGGUUGGUUACUUGAUGGUUCGUGUUUUGAGAAUUUGAAUCUUUUAAAGUUUGUUAAUUGCAGAGCAUUGCAAAGCCUACCAUCCAAUUCUGAGUUGUUUGAGAAUUGCUCUUCACUUGUCCUGGACAAUGUGCCAAACCUGAAGGUGUUACCUUGUCUUCCACUAGGCCUUAAAAUGUUACAUGUAGACAGAUGCCCACAGCUUAUAUUUAUUUCCAAUGAUGAACAUCAUGAUCAGAGAAAGAGUAUCAUGAGGACACACCACUUGGCAUCACAACUUGGUUUAAUCUGGGAGGUGGAUUCAGGGUUAAAUAUUAGAACUGUACUAUUACGGGAAUAUUUCUUUUUGUGGCAGCUGAUGAUAUGUAUGUGUGCUGAUGUGUCACAUGUUCGAAACCUUGAAACGGCUAUGGAAGGAGAGAAAGAUGAAGUACUGGUAAAAGAGGAUAUCAUAAAGGCAUGGAUGUACAGUCACGAGGAGAGGAUGAGGCUCAUCUAUGGAAGAAGCAUGGGACUACCGCUGGUUCUACCAUCAGGCCUUUGUGAACUUUUUCUUUCUGCAUGCAGUAUUACAGAUGGAGCUUUAGCUGCUUGCCUUCAUGGCCUGACUUCACUGAAAAUAUUGAGCUUAAAAGAGAUUAUGACUUUAACUACACUUCCUUCAGAAGAGGUGGUCCAACAUUUGGCAAAACUUGACCACUUGUCCAUCCGACAUUGCUGGUGUCUCAGGUCAUUAGGGGGGUUACGAGUUGCUACUUCUCUUUCAGAAGUUACAUUGAUUUUGUGCCCUACUUUGAAGUUGGCACAUGGAGCAGAAUGUUUGCCAUUAUCCCUUCAGAAGCUCACAAUACACAAUUGCGUGCUUGCACCUUACUUCCUUUGUACUGAUUGGACACACAUGAAAGAUAUUUACAUAAGCAAUUGUAGAAGCACCGCAUGCUUGUCUAUUGCUAGUCUCUUCUCUGUUAAAUCAUUUUCUCUGCAUCAAUUACCAGAUUUAUGUAUGCUCGAAGGAUUGUCUUCCCUGCAACUCCGCAGCGUACAAUUGAUUGAUGUUCCGAAGCUCAGUCCUGAGUGUAUCUCACAGUUUCGAGUCCAGGACGAACUCACUGUUAGCAGUCCUGUAAUACUCAACAACUUGCUCUCAGCUGAGGGUUUCAAAGUUCCAGCAUAUCUAUCUCUUCGAGGAUGCAAGGAACCAUUUGUUUCAUUUGAAGAAUCCGCAAACUUUACAUCUGUCAAGACCCUGAAAUUCUGUGACUGUCAGAUGACGUCCCUGCCAACAAAUAUGAAGUGCUUCUCCAAUCUGAAGAGUCUCUACAUCUGGGACUGCCCCAACAUAUCAUCUUUACCAGAUCUGCCAUCCUCCCUACAGAAAAUAGAUGUAUGGCGUGGUUCUGAGCUCUUGAUGGAGAGCUGUCGUGCAACUGAUGGAGAAAGUUGGCCAAAGAUCGCGCAUAUCCGCUGGAAGGACUUCAGAAGUGUGAUUUAG
Messenger RNA from Triticum turgidum subsp. durum (durum wheat), 3882 nucleotides. NCBI's taxonomy places the organism in Eukaryota, Viridiplantae, Streptophyta, Magnoliopsida, Poales, Poaceae. The record is from the annotation of a GenBank genome assembly.